UGUGUUGUGUUGUGGCUUUUUUGUGUCAGGUGUCAGCAAGAAGUAAUCAAAAACCAAAAUAAAAACUACUUACAAAGCCUAGUAGAAAAAACAAUAUCAUCAUUUGAUUUAACUCAAAAACUAUGUUAAAAAUUAAUUAAAAACUUUCACCUUAACUAAAUAGGACACAAAAUCUAAUAAAAUGCUAGACUACGAUAUCGAUAAGAUGUGUAGAGUGUGCCUCCAAACAAACCUCGAUUUAUUUUUGCUCUUUGACGAACAAAAUGCAAUCGACGGAGUUUGCUUGUCCAAUAUGAUCUCAGAAAUGACAAUAUAUGCAAUCCGUCGACAUGAUGAUUUUCCCCAUCAAAUUUGCUCAGAAUGCAUGCAAAAAGUUCGUAGUGCAUACGAACUCAAGACUCUAUUUGAACGAUCUCAUCGUAAACUUCUUACUUAUUUAGAAUCAAAUAACAAAAUCGUAGAUGACAAUUCUGGCGAUGUACAGAAUAAUAAGGGUGUCCAAACGGACGACUCGACAUUAUUCCCAUGUGAGAAAUGCGAUGCUAAAUUCAUUUCCUACCAAUCCCUAAGGGACCACCGUACGGAAUCGCACAAAGGAUCUGAAAACAUUUGUAGAUUCUGUUCCAGAAAAUUCAACCGAAUCGGAGACCUCAAAAAUCAUAUAGCAGUGCAUCAUCCGGAAGUACAACACUUUCAUCCCCACGAAUGUCUUAUCUGCAAUAGAAGAUUCACUCGGAAAGAGCAUGUCAACCGACAUAUGGCCAAGAUACACAAAUUGGAAAGUAUACAAAUAACGCCUGGAGAUGAAGAUAGUAUACCAAAUGAGAAUAUAGAAUGUGAUGCUAAUGAUCUGGAAAUGCUUCUUGAAACUGAAGCGGAUUAUGAAAAUCUUACAAAGGUAGACGAUAAUUCCGAAAUUGUAUCUAACAAAGAUUCUGAAGACUAUGAAGUUAAUAAAGAUGAUGAUGAUGACGAUGACGAAGACGAAGACAAUGGAAGCAUUGGUACAGCAGAAAAUCCAAUUAGUAGUGACGAGGAUGACAAGCCGCUGGCUGGUUUGCGAGAUAUAUUCAAUACUAAGACUAAAGACCCAGAGACCCUUUCAAUAAAAGAAGAACUCGAUGAUACUUUGCCUGAGAAAACAUACUGCGCCCCGAAAACGGAAGAACUAAAAACUGAUAACAAAGAAAGUUAUUCAUUAAGUGUUAAAAAUCAUCAAGUCCUAGCAAAGCCAUUUAAAUGUUCCAAGUGUAGUAAAACAUUUACUCGACGCGGUCAUCUCAAACGUCAUUUUCUUUCUCAUGAUCUAAAAAAAAAAUUCAUAUGUAAUAUUUGUAGUAAGCGAUUUAGCCGAAAAGAUCAUCUUAAAAGUCAUAUGAACAAACAUGACCCUACUAAAGCUUUUAAAUGUGAAAUUUGCGACCGAUCGUAUUUUAGAGCCGGCAUGGUAAGGAAACACAAAGAAAUGAAACAUAACAUGCAGAACCUGCCCCAAAAUAUUGACAAACCAGAACAUUGUAAAGUUUGUAAUAAGACAUUUAGCACAAAAGCAUACCUGCAAAAACACAUGAAUAUGCAUACGAAUAAGUCGUUUAAAUGCAAAAUAUGUCCAACGGGCUUUGAGUCGAAAGAAGCUUUAAAGCAACACAAUAAAUCGCAUGGCAAGGAGAAACCAUUUUUGUGUUCGGAAUGUGGCUUGCGUUUCGUUAGAAAUGACUACUUGCUGAUCCAUAUGCGUAGGCACACCGGAGAAAAGCCAUUCACAUGUAAAUAUUGCGGCAAGGGCUUCCCCAGGAAAACCGAUUUAAAUGUUCAUGUUAAAUAUCACACCGGGGAGAAAACACACUUGUGCACGAUUUGUGGCAAAGGAUUCCAACGAUCUUAUAACUUAGUGGUUCACAUGCGAGUGCAUACUGGUGAAAGACCAUAUCAGUGUGUCCACUGUCCAAAAAAUUUUGCCCAGGGCAACGACUUGAAAGCACACAUAAGGCGGCACACUGGUGAGAGGUAUAAGUGUCAUAUAUGCGAGGUUGGAUUUGUACAGGGGUACCUUUUGACUCAACAUAAAAUCUCUGUUCAUGGGCUGGAGAACGAGGCAAGGAAAGGUCGAGUUUCUAAAGUAAAACCAAAUAAAACAAUAUCGAUUAUAUCUGAAGCUAUUGACGACACGAGUAAGGCUAUUGAUGAUACCACGAGUUUAAUUAAGAGAGAACCACAUUCUGGAGUUUUGGUUUUAUUCAUCAGUAAAUGUUUAGACAGUGACGAUGUUCAAAUGCUGCCUUCACAAAAAAAAAAUAUUUCCAACGCAUUCGUAAUUUAUAGUUUGUACAUACAGAAAUGUAAACUUUCUCAGGAACAUUUUAUUUACUAUAAAAUAAUAAAUCCUUCUCUCAAAAUAAAUCAAAACCACAGAACCAUGGAGUUCGAUAUUGAAAAAAUGUGCAGGGUUUGUCUUAAAACCAAUUUGGAUUCUGUAUUGUUGUUCGAAGAACCAAAGAAAAUCGGUGGGGUCAGUAUCUGCGACAUGAUUUCAGAAUUAACCAUUUACAAGGUCCACCGGCAUGAUGAGUUUCCACAUCUUAUUUGCUAUGAAUGCAUGGAACGUGUGGAAAGUGCUUAUUCGUUUAAGAAGGACUUUGAACAAGCUCAUCGCAAACUUAUAACAUACUUGGAUUCAAUCAAUAAAUACCAAGCAGUUGCUGACAUAAAACCCAUACCCACUGAGGAAAAAAGUACCCAAACCAUAGACUCAACUUUGUACCCGUGUGAAAAGUGUGAUCAGAAAUUUAUUAAAUACGAACGGUUGCGGGAACAUCGAGCCAUUGCACACAAAGGGUCGGCCAAUAUGUGUCGAAUAUGUAAUAAAUCAUUCAAUCGUUUGGCAGGCCUAAAAAGUCACAUAAGUGCGGCACAUCCAGAAAUCGGCUACCACAACUCCUCUAAUCAAUGUUAUGUUUGCAAUAAAAUGUUUACACGCCGGGAUCACGUCACACGUCACAUAAGAAAUGUCCACAAGAUUGCAACUUCAGAAAUGGGCUAUGGGAUAGAAGCAGGUGCAGCGGAAACAGAAGGAGAUCCUUCAAGCCAAAUAUUCGAAGAGGGAGAAUGCAACGAAGAGGGUGUAGUUAAAGGGGAGCUUAAACCAUAUAUCGAAUGUCUCGUGUGCUACAAACAUUUCUCAAGUAAAAACCGUCUUAAUCGGCACAUGCAAACAAUUCAUCAGCUGGACCCUGCUCAUAUCCUGAAGCAGGAACAAAAUAAUGAAAUGAAUACAUUCGAAUCUGAGAUGGAGUUGCUCGCCGAACCUGAAGCAUUUAGAAACUACACAAAUGAGGAUGAUGGAGAGAUAUCAAAUGAUUUUGAUAAUGAAGGCGGUGGUGGUGAUAAUGACGAUGAAGAAGACGACGACGAUGACGAUGAUGAUGAUGACGGCGAUAAUGACGGUGACAAUGAUGACGGUUUGGACACAGAAGACGAAGGAGCUAUUAAGAAUACUGAAUUUGUAGCGGCGAAUAGUUUUAUUAAAUGUGAAACAGAAUUAACGGAACCUACACAGGAUGAAGUAAUAAAAAAAGUAACAAUAAAACAAGAAAAAGCUGAAUUUAACUUCGCCGACAAUAUUUACACUGCUCCACCUCCGCAACAAGAAAAACGCCAAUCAACAUUUGAUUGUUUCCAUCGAAUAGAAGAUGGAAAAUACGGAUGUAAUUUGUGUGAGAAAACCUUUAAGUCGUCAUAUCACGUCAAAAGGCACUUCCUAUCACAUACCCAAGAAAAGGCAUUCCAUUGCACAAUGUGUGAGAUGCGAUUUAAUAGGGCUGAUCAUUUGAAAAACCACAUGACAAAACAUAACCCCGUUAAGCCAUUCCAAUGUGAUAACUGUGGUGCGAGUUAUGGUCGUGCGGAUCACCUUAAACGUCACAAAGAAAUGCACCAUUCAAACGAUCCAAAUAGUGCUCCAGUAAAAGGGGAAGUUUGCGAAUAUUGUAAUAAGUCAUACAGUUCUAAAGCCUAUCUACAAAAGCAUUUGUUAAAGCACACGGAAAAAUGUUGGAAAUGCAAACUGUGCUCCGUUGUGUUUGAAACUAAUGAAGCCCUCAAGGAACACAGCAAGACACAUAGCAAAGAUAAACCGUUUCUGUGUUCAGAAUGUGGUUUAUGUUUUCCAAGGAAGAAUUAUCUCAUCAUUCAUAUGCGAAGGCACAAUGGUGAACGCCCGUACAAAUGCCAAUACUGCGAUAAGGGCUUUCCACGUUCUACUGACUUAAAAGCACAUGAAAAAUGUCACACGGGAGAGAAAACACACUUUUGUAACGUCUGUGGUAAAGGCUUCCCGCGACCGUACAAACUUUCUGUACACAUGCGAAUUCAUACCGGCGAAAAACCCUAUCAGUGCAUGCACUGUCCAAAGGCCUUCGCACAGUGUAAUGAUUUGAAAGCACAUAUUCGACGGCACACUGGAGAGCGAUUUAGAUGCGAAUUAUGUGGAGCUGGAUUCAUACAAAAAUACAAUUUGACCCAACACAAGGCAGAUGCCCAUGGGAUUAUAAAUGAGUCUCGUCUAGGUCGAGUGGCUAAGAUACCUAUUGCUGAGCCGAUUGGAGAGACGAUGACCUCAGUUAUAAAUAAUUCGGAUGAAAAAUUACAAAUGGGACUUUCAACAAAUUUACUAUUUCGUGGUGUGGCACUUCAUUAAAUCUGAGCAAAGUUCAUUUGGUGUGUUUCGUGUUUUGUUUUAUUUUAUUCUCUAUAAUAUCUUAAUGUAGCAAAUUCUUACAAACAAUAAAAUGAAAACAAAAAAGGGUUAGGUUUAAUAUUAAUGAAUACAAAGAAAUAUUUACACUUAACAAGGAAAAAAUCUUGUUACAAAAUUCCAAAUAAAAUACAACCAUAAAAAAGAAACAGGAAAUUAUAAACUUAA
This is a messenger RNA of Eupeodes corollae, 4921 nucleotides long. Its product is annotated as zinc finger protein 91-like. The transcript is spliced from 16 exons. NCBI's taxonomy places the organism in Eukaryota, Metazoa, Arthropoda, Insecta, Diptera, Syrphidae. Bases 182 to 4696 code for a protein of 1504 amino acids. Gene Ontology annotation, cellular component: nucleus. Gene Ontology annotation, molecular function: zinc ion binding. The record is from RefSeq and is a predicted model, not a curated record.